Messenger RNA from Biomphalaria glabrata, 2977 nucleotides. Its product is annotated as arginine/serine-rich coiled-coil protein 2-like. The coding region runs from base 42 to 1016 and encodes 324 amino acids. NCBI's taxonomy places the organism in Eukaryota, Metazoa, Mollusca, Gastropoda, Planorbidae. The transcript has 3 exons. Gene Ontology annotation, molecular function: 3'-5' exonuclease activity; 5'-3' exonuclease activity. The record is from RefSeq and is a predicted model, not a curated record.
CUGUCGCCAUCUCUAUUUAGUGUAAAAUUGUGCAAACAAAAAUGGCUGACGAUUGCAACUGGCAGAAUGAUGACAAUAACGAUAUGAAACUAAAAGACGUUGACAGACCAAGACGUCGCGAUGAUUACCAUAGUAGGAGAAGAUCUAUAGAAGACAGACGCCGAAGAAGUCGAGAUAGUGAUAGAUCUUAUAGAUCUAGUGAAGAUAGCCGCAGUCGAAGAAGAACGAGGUCUCGAUCGAGGUCUAGGUCACCGUCAGAGAGAAGACGUAACAGAGAUAGAUCUAGGUCUAGAUCAAGAUCGAGAUCUAGAUCUAGAACAAACUCUAGGUCGAGAAGUAGAUCUAGGUCUAGGAGAGACAGCAGUGAAGACAGCGAUGGUUCUUCCUCUGCACAUGAGAGCAGUAGUAGAUCAAGACUGCGGAAAUAUGAAUCCAGGGGCUACAGGAGGGACGACGCAAGAGAUGAUGAUUUUCAUCGCACUGGUAAUGAAAGAAUUACUGGUCACGAUUGGAGAUCAAAACUGACAUCUAUAAGAGAUGCUCAUUUUAACAGAAGCAAACAACCACCUGUAAUGGCACAAAAUCAGUUUAAGAAUGAUGGCAGCUUCAUGGAAAUGUUUAAAAAGAAAAUGGCAGAGCAAGCCACAUCAGUGACCCCUAAUUCUUUGGUUUUAGCGUCAUCAUCUAUCCAGUUCAGUCCAGAUCUUUCAUUACCACCUCUUACCACAACACCUCUUGAAGAAACAGUGUUAGCUCACUCUUCACAUGCCGAACAAGAUCUUGAUGGUGUACCAAUGCCUGCACAUAAGUCUAUACCAGUUCCGGUGUCUGUGGGUAAACGCAGACUUGCUAAGCCCCUUAAGACUGGCAUUGUUCUCAAGAAGCCACAAGAACCUACAGAGGACGAAGCUAGUCAAGAAAAAUUGGAUGCCUGGGCCAGAUACUUGCAAGAAGUACAGAAAUAUAAAUCUGCCAACUGUAUGGAUGAUGACAACAGUAGACCACUAGUUAAGUGAGUCAAUACAGAUGAUCAAUUUAAGCCAAGAGAUGCUUUUUAAUACCUUUUUAAAAAGUUAAAAUAAAUGCAUCCUAUUUUAUUUUUUUUUUUAGAAUUAUUUUGUCAUAAAUGUAAUUUUGUUAAUCUUGUUAGCAUCUGUCAAAAUCAUUGGACUAGUGUAUUUGUAGCUAAGUAAUGGUGACUAAAAUUAUACAUCUUCAGAUAUUAUUUUUUAAAUAAAUUGUAGGUUAUAUGGUACUUAAGUUUUUUAGUUUUUAAAAAAUGUUAAGCAAUAAAAGAUGUAACAAUUGUUUUUUCACCAUAACUGUAGAAUUAUUUUGUGUAUUGUUCCUUAUAUCUAGCUUCUUUAGCUGUCAGUGUUAAAAAUUAAUUGUUAGGUUUACCAUGUGGAGGUAGGGAGUAAACAUAUCACACAUUUUUAACUAGUGUUCAUCAAUAAACCAGUAUUUUAUGUAUUAACAUUUUACAUGUUAAAUAGUAGAGAAUCCUAACUCUCCUUUCAAGACCUCUUGAGUUCAUGAUAGGGAGUUUUUUUUUUUUCAAAGACGUUAAAAAGUUAAAUAUUUUCUAAGUACAUUGAUCAACCUCUCUUUAGUGGAAUAGGUAAAAAAACAACAACAGCAGUACACAUACUGAGAUACUAAUCCUCUAGCUAAAGAAUAUCACUAGGCUAUCUAUUGUCAACAAGACUGUGUACUCUUUAUACUGACUGUGAUGUCAAAUAGUUUCCACUUAUUAAACUGUAUCAAACUAAUUCAAUCUUGACUUCCUUGUUCUGCUUACUUACUUUUAGUGAUCUUUUUAUUAUUAUUAUUAUUAAAUCAGACAAGUAGUGUCUUAGCUGGUGGUUAGGUGACAUUUUAUGCUGGACAAUGUCUUGUUUUGAGAUAAUGGUAGGCUUUAGUCUGUGUAAUUUCAUAAAUAAUAGGAAGCACUGCAUCAAUAUAUUUAUUUAAUACAUUUUUUUAAUUGCCUGAAGUUCAAAUUGUGUAAAAGAGUCUGAAAGUGUGGCAUUUAUCAAGAUUAAUGAGGCUUUUUAAUUUAUAUUCUUCAUCUUAUCAUCUUGCUCUACAUUGUGAUUAAGAUGUAUUUAUUUAUAAACUACAAUACGUCCCCCCCCCCCCUUUUUUUUUUUGCUGAUGACUUUUCAUUCCUUUUUGCUGUCUCUAAAAAAAAAACUGCACUGAACAGUCUUCUAGGCUUAAUUACAGCUUUCUUUAUCCUAGACGUGUAAACCAAUCUUUAGUGUUGGUUCCAUUGGUGCUUGCAUUCAAAUUAACGCCCCCCCCCCCCCCCCCAAUGUUUAUGAAUCCAAAUGUAUGAAAGAUUGUCAUGAUUUUGAAAGAAUAUUUUUGUCCCAGCAAAAAUUCAUUAGGCAGAUAUAUCUGAUGUAGCUGUCUAGUUUUGUGAGAACUGAACCAUUUUAUUAACAACUAUUUUGUUGUCAUUUUCAUGUGUUUAAAUAGCAUUGAAAUCAAUUUUUUUUUCUAGCACACAAUGCUAGAAGUAGACUAGUACUUUUUUUUCCCCUUUGGACUAGGACAAUUAGUCUGAGGCACAAGGAGACACUUGAGCAAUCUAUCUGAUAUGGCUUUCUAAUGGGUUGCAGUCUUUCAUUGUUUUAGUUAUUUGCUUAGUGGUGUAACUUCAUCAACAAUUCUACCACUUUAAAGUGGACAACAAAAAAGUGAAUCCACUUGUUUGUACUGGAUGACCUACAUGCCUCCCAUACUUGUACAUGAGUUAGGUACUAAUUUAGGAGGUUGGCAUGGUUCUUUCUGUAAAUACUUUAUUGCUUGACAAAUAGAAUGGUGGAAACUCAAACCCAGGUUUAUAAAACUUGUUUUGAGUUUUUGUUUCUGAAGCCAAACAUGUACAGUACAUUUAAAAUGAUUAUUGUUAUAAACUGAUUGGAAUAUAAAUAUUUAUGACCUAACAAUAAAUUUAUUGAUCACAUUU